This is a messenger RNA of Quercus lobata, 1641 nucleotides long. RefSeq lists its product as uncharacterized. Lineage: Eukaryota; Viridiplantae; Streptophyta; Magnoliopsida; Fagales; Fagaceae. The transcript is spliced from 6 exons. The record is from RefSeq and is a predicted model, not a curated record. Bases 291 to 1283 code for a protein of 330 amino acids.
ACCCAGCCAGCCCCUCACAUUUGAAAACCCAACUGAGAUUUCACAAUUCACAAACAAACUAACAAACACCCCAGAGAGUGAGAAAAACAAAGAAAACUUUCAGACAAUCUAAAACUCCGUCGUUUCGAUCUUUCAGACUUCACACCAAACCCAAACUCUUCUCUCUCUCUAGGCUUUCAAAACGCUCUCGUUUUUGGCUCCCAAAACCCUAAAAUUUCAAUUCCCAAUUGUGAAAUUCUAGGGUUUUGAUCGGUCCCGAGAAAAAAAAAAAAAAAAAUUCCUAAGAAAAGAUGGAUCUUCCUCAAGAAAUCGAUGAUUACAUCAAAGAUUCCAUUGAUCACUCACUAGGGCUCCCUUUAUCGACUAAGACUCUGGAAUUGAAGCUUAGUGUAUCCCAAGAAGCACAGCGCCGACUUCGCAACCGGUGCCUUUCCUUACAGUAUAAGCUUCGAGAGAAAGACGAACUCAUCGACCGCAUUAGGGCUGAGGCGAGCAUGAAUGCGCAAGCGUUGAAGAAAUUUGUGGAGGAGAAUCAUAAAUUGGCUUUGGAGUGUGCGAAUCUUUUGAGUCAGUGUAAUAAGUGGGAGAGGGAGUGCUCGCUUUACGAUCGUGACCGGGAAGCCUUGAUGGAUUUUGGGAACGAGGCCGAUGAGCGUGCCAAGGAGGCUGAGAUUCGAGUCCAUGAGUUGGAGGAGGAGGUCAGAAAGUUGUCGGAGGAGUUGCAGUUCUACAAGUGUGAAUGUGAGAUGCGCACGGUUGAUUCUUCUGCUGAGGACACAAUUAUAGAGAACAGUUUACUUGAGUCAGUGUUAACAACAUUGAUCAGUAAAGAUGAUGUUUCAUCUGCACAUGCAUUCUUGGAGGCCAAUAGCAGUCAUGAAUCAUGUCAAAGAUUGCUUAAAAUGUGGAAUUGCUUGAGGCCAUCAACUCAGAAGAUUCUAUCACUGGCUGCUGAAGCGAAGACACUUGAGAACGAUAAGGAACAUUUAAGGAUCAACCUUGCUAGAGCAGAAGAGGAGGUCAAAUUGCUAUUCGAAGAAAACAAUGUAUUGGAUGAGGAAAAUAAGAGGUUGCUUAGGAAAUAUCAGAAAGAAAGAAGCCAUCAUAGUUCUAGUGGGAAACACACUGGCACUGCUUCUGCGAAGUCAAACAAGCGAAAAUCAAGCCCCAGGAUAAGCAGCCCAGUUGAGAAGAAGCUUGAUUUUAAUGAUGUGGAUUUAGCAAGACAUCCCCUUUCACCCUUGCGAAAUAACUCCCCUGACUCUAAAAUGCAUAAAUUCUAACAAACUUUCAUGAGUAGGUUGAUGUUUUCUUCUUUCCCCCUUUGUAAACAGGAUGGUGAUUUUUACCAUUUGGAACUAAUUUUUCUUGUUAUUCUCUGCCGCUAAGAUUUCAAGGAAAGGAAGGGCUUUCUUCUUAGUCGGAUUGUCUAGACUCUAGACAACACCAAUCUAAAGAAAUUUAAGAGUACUUUGAGUAAUAUGUUGCUGAGAAAGAUUGGAAAUCUUGUCAAUGUAUUUUCAAGAUAACACUACAGGGAAAUUGUUUGCUUCCUAUUAGCUCCUAAUGGAGAAUUUUCGGACAUGAUGUAUCUUUCUUCCCCAUGAAUUCUUAGUGUUGGAAAAUGAUCUUGCGGUGUCA